AUGCUCCCUGGCAAGCUCAGCUUCAAGGUACAGCUUUGACAAUGUUUUUGAUGUAACUGGGAUUUUCUGUAAUUCUGCAUUAAGGACAUUCAUGACAUCACCAAGUCAUCAAGUAAGAAGAAUGAGCCGCGUGGAAGGUCUGAAGGCCAACUCAUCUCAGUUCACUCUGGAGGGAAAGCCCUUCCACAUCCUGGGGGGCUCCAUCCAUUACUUCCGUGUCCCCAGAGCCUACUGGGAGGACCGGCUGCUGAAGAUGAAAGCCUGUGGCCUCAAUACACUUACAACAUACGUGCCGUGGAAUCUGCAUGAACCUGAGAGAGGAACUUUCAACUUUCAGGAUCAGUUGGACCUCAGGGCCUAUGUCAGUUUAGCAGCAGAGAUGGGUCUAUGGGUGAUCCUGCGUCCUGGGCCUUACAUCUGUGCUGAAUGGGACUUGGGCGGGUUGCCUAGCUGGUUGUUACAAGAUAAAGGCAUGCAAUUGAGGACAACUUAUCCCAGAUUUGUAGAUGCUGUCAACCUCUACUUUGACAAGCUUGUCUCAGUUAUCAAACCUCUGAUGUUUGAAGAGGGAGGCCCAAUCAUUGCGGUUCAAGUUGAGAACGAGUAUGGGUCAUAUGCCAAAGAUGAGAAAUAUAUGCCAUUUAUAAAGAACUGUCUAGAGUCCAGAGGGAUCAAGGAGCUCCUGCUGACUUCUGACAACUGGGAGGGCUUGAGAUGUGGAGGGAUGGAGGGAGUUCUAAAAACAAUAAACCUUCAGAGACUGUCGUUUGGAGCUAUCCAGCACUUGGCUGACAUGCAGCCCCAGAAACCCCUAAUGGUGAUGGAGUAUUGGUCUGGGUGGUUUGACGUCUGGGGAGAUCAUCACCAUGUGUUCCACGCUGAGGACAUGCUGGCUGUGGUGUCAGAGAUCCUGGAGAGAGGGGUCUCUAUUAAUCUGUACAUGUUCCAUGGGGGAACCAGCUUUGGCUUCAUGAAUGGAGCGAUGGACUUUGGCACCUACAAACCUCAGGUCACCAGUUAUGAUUACGAUGCUCCUCUAUCCGAGGCUGGAGAUUGCACCUUAAAAUAUCAACUCUUGAGGAAGUUAUUCAGCCAGUACCACUCUGAGCCUCUUCCUGAAGUGCCCUUUCCUCAGGAGAGGAGAGCAUACGACCCGGUUGCCAUCCAGCGGCACCUGUCACUGUGGGACAGCCUGCAAUUCACCGACAAGCCAUUUAGGUCAGAGAGGCCAGUGAACAUGGAGAAUCUGCCUGUCAACAAUAACAAUGGCCAGUCAUAUGGUUACACACUGUAUGAAACCACCAUCCUCAGUGGAGGAACCCUCAACUCCAGGAACAACAUCAGAGAUAGAGCACUGGUUUUUGUGGACAGACAAUGUGUUGGUAGUUUGGACUACAAGACUCAUGAGCUGGCACUCCCUGAUGGGAAGGGAAAGGUGACGUUGAGCUUACUUGUGGAGAACUGUGGAAGAGUGAAUUAUGGGAAAACUCUGGAUGAACAGCGCAAAGGUAUUGUGGGAGACAUCCUUUUGAAUCACGCCCCUCUGAGAGGAUUUACUAUCUUCUGUUUGGAUAUGAAGCCUGGCUUUAUGAAAAGAUUAUUGAGUUCAGGUCAGUGGAAGUCUGACUUCAAGUCGCCCUCCAUUCCAGGAUUUUUCCAGACCAGACUUUGUGUGAAUGGUCCUCCCAGGGACACCUUCAUCAGACUCCCUGGUUGGGGUAAAGGAGCCGUGUUUGUCAAUGGGCAGAACCUUGGACGUCAUUGGUUCAUCGGUCCCCAGCAUUUCCUUUUUCUCCCAGGAGCUUGGCUCAGAAGUGGAGAGAAUCAGAUUAUUGUUUUUGAGGAACAAAAGGCGGAUGACAAAAUACAAUUUGCUGAAAAUCCUGAUCAUGGAAGGACAAUUGAUGUUUACAAACUCCCCUUUUGCACACUGCUUUGAAAAUAAAAACAACGUGCGCGCACACACACACACACACACAAACACAGGAGACAGUGUAUUGAUAGUGGCAGUUAAUAUCAGUUAAAGCUAUUUAUUUACUAACCAUAAUAUUUGCAAUUUAUAUUGUGCAACUGUACAGAUACAUUUUUUCUUCAAACGCUUGGUGAAAUGUUGCAUCUUGCCAUUGAAUCUGCUGCCUUAAAUUCAACAAUGCAACAUCGUCUGGUUUGUCUAUUUUUCUCAUUCAGGAUAAACUUUGCUCUGAUUAGAAAUAAUGUGCUUUGAACCUUUGACAGCGUGACACACACUCUUAAGCUUCUCAUUGGACCAAAGGCUUGUCCUUUACUCGAGCUACGCUCCCUUAUUCACAAAAGACUCCUAACCACCACACACAUGCAAAUCAACAUGAAAGAAAAACUAGUUACCGGAAAUGUCAUCUUGUCCUUCAUAAUAAUAGACAAACAUGUGCUACUAGUCAGCAUAGAAACAUGUCAUGUAAUAUUUUAUUGCCUAUAUGAAUAUAUGAAACUGGGUAUGCUUAGGUUGCGAACAUAGA
This is a messenger RNA of Micropterus dolomieu (smallmouth bass), 2495 nucleotides long. RefSeq names its product beta-galactosidase-1-like protein 2. Gene Ontology annotation, molecular function: beta-galactosidase activity. The record is from RefSeq and is a predicted model, not a curated record. The transcript is spliced from 19 exons. Gene Ontology annotation, biological process: carbohydrate metabolic process. NCBI's taxonomy places the organism in Eukaryota, Metazoa, Chordata, Actinopteri, Centrarchiformes, Centrarchidae. Gene Ontology annotation, cellular component: vacuole. The coding region runs from base 92 to 1939 and encodes 615 amino acids.